Cercospora beticola is the source of this 1634-nucleotide messenger RNA. RefSeq lists its product as uncharacterized. Lineage: Eukaryota; Fungi; Ascomycota; Dothideomycetes; Mycosphaerellales; Mycosphaerellaceae. The record is from RefSeq and is a predicted model, not a curated record.
AUGGCGUGGGCUUUCUUCAGAGGUGUGUGCGAUGCCGGCAGAACCGCCUGGAAUGCAUUCAACAGACCCAGACCGACCACAAGUACCACCAGCAAGAAAUCGUCGACAAACAGAGUGUUCCGAGGCCGUGUGCAGCCGAUACGCAAGGCUCCCAGUGGACUACGCACGAGACGUCCGUGCCGGGAAAUUGAGGAUUAUACACAUCGCCUCCAGCAGCUCAUUUAUGGAUACGAUGCUUUUGAGAACUCCGAAGGUGACUUGAAGUCUAUCCAGUACAGCAUUGCCACAUUGAUGGAAAUGAGAAGACGUUCGCGGGAACAGGAUGAACAGCAACGCUACUCGGAGCGGCUUGGACGAUUGUGCAAUGCCCUCGACCUCACAGAAGAUACGAUCGAAGGAAACCUACAAAACAUUCAGAAGACUGCCGAUGAUCUUGUGGACUCUUUAGAACCUGAUGGGCCAGGAGAUCUCCCACCUCGAUUGCCCAUCUCGCUGAUUGACCAAUUACGACGUUACGACAAUGCAAUGGAAACCUAUAUUUCACAGCGUGAUGGCACAUCAGGAGUUCAGAUUCCUGUUUCUAGCGAUGUUGAUGGCGACGAAUCGAGAGAACACGGAGAAGUUGGAGCAAAUUUAACUUCAAGCAAAUCUGCGUUGUCAAUCAAACGACGGGUACUGCAAGCAUGCCGAAUGAAACUUACUGAAGAAUUGCGCAAGCUAUGCAAGCAGCAUGCACCAACUGCACUGCAGGACGAGACUAUCGUUCGGCAGCUCCGUCGCGGCGAACCAGUUUCCAGUGAGGUUGCGCGCGAACCGGACGCCGGAUCCGACAUGUCAAGGCCUGAAAUCACAGAGGCACUUAUUGCAGAAUGGGAGUUUGCGCAAGCCGAACUGACAAAAUGGACGGAGUGCUACUGGUCAUACAUCAACAUGGAUACGCAGAAACAGCAAAGGGCCGAACAUCUUGCGAGCGGCCUCACGAUCGAGGAGACGGACAUCAAGAUGAGAACGCUCACCAGCACAUUUUUCUCCAGAUGUCAAAAUAUUGACAAUUAUUACCGCGACGUUCAAAAGAGAGCGAUGUUGGCCGGGUUGGACCCAGUAGCGCCUGAAGAUUCCGACAAUGGUGUCUUCGCUAAACACGCAGAGGACGAUCCUGCAAUCAGCAUAAGCAGUUAUGACAACGUCGCGGAAGCUCAGGUCGAACUCUGGCUUCAUGAAAAUGAUCCCGGGGUGGAAUUCGGAGACGUUCCGGUGCCAUCGACAGCUCACGUUGACUGCGUCUCAGUACACUUUGGCGAAGGUCGCAGUGGCUACGAAAUGACAGGUCCCCCAACUCGAACACGGGAUUCCCGAAUUCGCGCUUGGCAGCAGAAAUGCGAGGAAGCAAGAAUUAUUGCUCAGCAAGAUAUGGAACGACUUCGUUGAACGCUUCUCGCGCGCCACAAAACUGGAUUACAAUUUUCAAUUUCGAUUUACGUGAGGUGGGCACCUACAGACAUGCUAUGGUCCCGGACCACGAUGCUGCAUCACUGUCCGGCCGUCCCGACAUUUCUGUUCUGUGACAACGCAGCGUCCGCAAAGCAUAAUGAAGCUUCCCUGACUUCUCAUGCUGUCAACUUCUCGAUCACCAC